GAAAACCGGCAUGAUCGUGAAAUUUGUCUUGUGUCUUGACACAAGAAAUUUUUAACCAACCAAUAGAAUUCUGUAUAGGUGAGGGUCAGUCAUGGACAGACUUGACUAUCGCCGCAGUCGAAGCCGCGAGUCCUACAGAAGUGGCGGACACAGAGACAGCACCCCACUGGCCUACUCCGGAGCAUAUCGCAACCACAGCUCUUCCAGACGUCGAAGUCGAAGCUAUAGCCGAGAACGAGGACGACACCGGUCUCGAAGUCGAGACCGGCGUUCCCGAAGUCGAGACCGGCGUUCCCGAAGUCAUGAUCAUCGGACGCGCAGCCAAUCUCAUCGGUCACAUAGCCGGGACAGUCGCAGGAGCAGCAGGAGACGUGGGGGUAGAGGGCGCUCUUCAUCGUCUUCAUCUUCCUCCUCUGACUCAUCGGAUCAGUUACGAAGGCAACGAGAAGAAGAGAAACAGGCAAAGGAGAUUCUGGCAGCCCGUGUCUUUGUGUGUAAUCUUCCUUAUGGGAGCUUUACAGAGGCUGACCUGAGACAUAUGCUGGAUAGUCAUGGCAAACUGAAAAGCGUCAACAUGUUUGUGGAUCGUGGAUACGCUUUUCUGCAGUACGAGACUGAGGCCGAUGCGAGGAUUGCUGUGGAGGAAGGCCGAGGGAGUAUUUGGAAAGGGCGUAAAAUUGAUAUAAAAAUGGCUAUGGAAGGAAGACGAGACAGAGAAGGAUUUGCCAGACGUCCCUCACCCCCUCCGCCCAUGGGGCUUCUUCCUCUGUCUGGUGUACAAAGGCCUGACCCGGACAGACCUGACAGUUUAACCCCAGGCCGCCUCCCACGAGACCGUUCACCUGUUCGCCUCGUCAGAGAUCGCUCACCCUUGAGGGACGACAGAUACAGAGACCCCUACAGAGAUCUGAGAGACCCCCCUGUCAGGCGAGAUGACCCGUAUUAUGAUGACCCCUACAGACGUCUCCCUCCUCCAGACGACCCUUACCUGGACAGACUGAGAGACGACAGAUACAGAGGACUCCCCCCACCACCCCCACGUCGCGAGCCAUAUGUGGACCCUUACCUGCCCCCACAGCGACCCCUACCUCCUCCAGAGUGUACUGUGCUACUCACAGAGGAACAAGUCAGACCAUACGGCGAGUUGAUCAUUAGGAAGGUUAAGGCCAAUGGAUUAGUAGCUUCCAUUGCCGUGCUGCCUGAAGACCGCACUAUUCCACUGGCGGUGGAGGACAUGACAAGACGGGGGACACUGUUUGCCAUCGUCAUCACCAGCCAAAACGAAGUUCAUAGUUCAGUCACUCUGAACAUCUUGCACGGUCAGCCACAAGAGCACAGAAACAUGCCUCUGGAUGACGCCAUGUCUUUAGUAGCGCGAAGUUUUGAUCGUUACGUGCAAUCAGUACGUGAAAAGGCUGCCCCACCGCCCAGGCCAGCCCCAGGCCCAGCCCCUUUUAUAACGCCUGAACCUGGAAUCUCUUACUUGUUAAAUCUGCUGGCAGAUAAUCGUCAGCUGACCGUGGUAGAGCUAGAUAAAGUCAUCAGUUACCUCACCGAGAGACGCAAUAAGCUGAGAGGUGACCCACCAGUAGCAGAGAGUCCUGCAGUCACAGUUGCCCCCCAGGGCAGCCAUUUUGUCCCCAGAAGAGAAAGAGGGUAG
Liolophura sinensis is the source of this 1660-nucleotide messenger RNA. Its product is annotated as nuclear receptor coactivator 5-like. The record is from RefSeq and is a predicted model, not a curated record. NCBI's taxonomy places the organism in Eukaryota, Metazoa, Mollusca, Polyplacophora, Chitonida, Chitonidae. Gene Ontology annotation, molecular function: RNA binding.